Molecule: messenger RNA, 2563 nt
Organism: Clupea harengus (Atlantic herring)
Lineage: Eukaryota; Metazoa; Chordata; Actinopteri; Clupeiformes; Clupeidae
Gene: dapk3
Product: death associated protein kinase 3
Biological process (GO): positive regulation of apoptotic process; intracellular signal transduction; protein phosphorylation
Cellular component (GO): nucleus; cytoplasm
Molecular function (GO): protein serine/threonine kinase activity; ATP binding
Source: RefSeq, a predicted model, not a curated record
UGACCUUUAUCACCAAAGUUAACGAUCACCUGGAAAACCUCUUAUUUUGUGUUCAAGUAUGGUCAUGUUCGCAUGAAGUGAAGUCAAUAUGAUGUCAUCACUUCGAAGCCCUCCUUCUGAUAGUGCUGUAACUGCAACAGCAACCGGAAAAUAUCCCAAGACUGGAGUCAGGAAUGCCAAGACGGUGAUUAAUCGUAUUUGACUCAUUGUUACCCCAGUCAGCAAACCAUGGCUGGAUUCAGGCAGGAGGAUGUUGAAGUCUACUAUGAUAUGGGAGAGGAGUUAGGAAGUGGCCAGUUUGCCAUUGUUCGCAAAUGUCGAGAGAAAAGUACUAGUAUUGAGUUUGCGGCCAAGUUCAUCAAGAAGCGGCGGCUCUCAUCCAGCCGGCGUGGUGUGAGCCGCGAGGAGAUUGAGCGUGAGGUGAACAUCCUACGUGAGAUCCAGCACAGCAACAUCAUCACCCUCCAUGACAUCUUCGAGAACAAAACAGAUGUGAUUCUCAUCCUGGAGCUGGUCUCUGGCGGGGAGCUCUUUGACUUCCUGGCCGAGAAGGAGUCUCUAACCGAGGAGGAGGCCACACAGUUUCUCAAGCAGAUCCUGGACGGGGUACACUAUCUGCACUCCAAACAGAUCGCCCAUUUUGAUCUGAAGCCGGAAAACAUCAUGCUGUUGGACAAAAAUGUCCCCAACCCUAGAAUCAAGCUUAUUGAUUUUGGAAUUGCACAUCAAAUAAAAGCUGGAAAUGAGUUCAAGAAUAUCUUUGGAACACCAGAAUUUGUUGCUCCAGAAAUAGUGAACUAUGAACCCCUGGGUCUAGAGGCAGACAUGUGGAGUAUAGGUGUUAUUACUUAUAUACUACUUAGUGGGGCUUCUCCAUUUCUUGGUGAGACCAAGCAAGAAACCCUGACGAACAUCUCUGCUGUGAAUUACGACUUUGACGAAGAAUACUUCAGCAACACCAGUGAGCUCGCCAAGGACUUCAUUCGACGGCUGCUCGUCAAGGAUCCCAAGAAGAGAAUGACAAUAGAUGACAGCCUUGAGCACCCUUGGAUCAAGGCCAUCAAGAGACGCAAUGUUCGGCAGGAGGACAGCAGUCGCAAGCCAGAGCGCCGGCGCCUGAAGACCACGCGCCUGAAGGAGUACACCAUCAAGUCGCACUCCAGCAUGCCGCCCAAUAACACCUACGUGAACUUCGAGCGCUUCUCACAGGUGCAGGAAGAGAUUGCGGCGGCCGAGGAGGGCCUGCGUGAGCUGGAGCGCAACCAGCGCUCAUGCCGCGAGGACGUGGCCGCGCUGCUCUCCAUCUACGAGGAGAAGGAGGGCUGGUACAAGGAGGAGAACCAGAGCAUCGCCGCCGACCUGGGCCACAUUCGCCAGGAGCUGCACCGCGCCCAGGCCCAGCGCCGGCAGAGCCAGGAGGAGGCCCGUGCCGCCAUGCUCUCCGCCAAUGCGCUCAAGCGCAAGUUCGGCCGCCUGGAGAACCGCUAUGACGCGCUGGCUGAGCAGGUGGCAUCCGAGGUGCGCUGGGUGGAGGAGCUGGUGCGUUCCAUCGCUGCGGAGAAGAACGCCCAGGGCAUCGGCAUGGCCUGAGGGCCAUCUGGGGGGGGGGGGUGCUUUAACUCCAUAUUGUUGCAUAUUUACCAUUCCUUUUUCCUGGACGCGUAUGGUAUGGUAGAUAUAUGGUGAGAUAUAGACCAGAUGCUGUAAUGUAUCUAUGUCCUCCACUUCGUUCUGCAGUAGAAACAUCUCACACAGACCAUGUAUGUUCCUGCGGCUCACAGUAUGAGAAAACAAGCAAUAUUAGUUGUAUGUGCAUACAUGUUAAUCAAAGUCAAGGGUAUUUUUGUACUGGGUACAAAGGCUACACUCAACAUUUUCAUAGCAGUGGCUUAAGACUCUAAAGCUGUCAAACCAGUUAAAUUCCUUAUUUAACCAUUGCUCUUGACAUGGCUCUGUAGCUGAUGCUAUAGCUUUGAAAAAAGACCACAGGGAUGAAAGAGGGCGGCUGUAGACCACAUCAGAGGCCGGGACUGGGGGGGGGGGCGUUUGGAGAUUAUAGUCUCCCCACACACGGGCUUCUAGUGUUGCACUGUGGUUAUAAAUUGAAACACUCCAUUGCCUACCCACAAUCACGUCAUUCUCUCUAGACACUAACUAAAGAGGAGAAAAAGAAGAUGGGGUUGUUUCUUGCAGACAUUGCAGAAUCACACAAUGUCAUUAUGUAUACCAAAAUGUCUGCAUGCCCUUAACUAAGCUAGCUGCUGGAUGAGUAUAUUGACGUGUUGUAUUACUUUUAUACUGGCUGGCAAACAUGUGAAACAUUCCACUCGUUAAUUUACUUAAUUGUCGGACAUUCCAUGUGUAGGAUUGCGCCAUGUACAUAUAGUAUCAUAUACAAAUAUAUUUUUCAUGUAUCAUUUGCACUUAAAAUAUUCUAUCGCAGUGUUACAACCUGUAUAAUCUCCAGCUGCAUUUAUUCGGUAUGAAUUAUGUUUUACUGCUCUGUUCCCCAUGAAAUGUUCAGGAGGAAUGUUUGUUCUAAUAAACAAACAAACAAACCAGA